Molecule: messenger RNA, 3396 nt
Organism: Equus caballus (horse)
Lineage: Eukaryota; Metazoa; Chordata; Mammalia; Perissodactyla; Equidae
Gene: MAF
Product: MAF bZIP transcription factor
Biological process (GO): lens fiber cell differentiation; regulation of transcription by RNA polymerase II
Cellular component (GO): nucleus
Molecular function (GO): RNA polymerase II cis-regulatory region sequence-specific DNA binding; DNA-binding transcription factor activity, RNA polymerase II-specific
Source: RefSeq, a predicted model, not a curated record
UUUUCAUCUUCGGGCUGUAGCUCGGGCUGCUCGUCGGCUCGGCCUCCCCCUUUCUGCUCUCUGCCUCGCUUUUCCCCAGGACUUCGCUAUUUUGCUUUAAAAAAAAAAAAGGCAAGAAAGAACUAAACUCCCCCCUCCCUCUCCUCCAGCCGGGCUGCACCUCUGUCUUGCACUUUGCACGGAGGGAGAGAGAGCGCGCGCGAGAGAGAGAGGAAAGAAAAAAAUAAAAAGAGCCAGGCAGAAGAGGAGGCGAGAAGCAUGAAGUGUUAACUCCCCCGUGCCAAGGCCCGCGCCGCCCGGACAGCCGCCCGCCGCGCCUCCAGCCCCGAGCGGCCGCCGCGCGCGCCCCGCCUGCAGCCCCGGGCCGGCGAGGCGAGCCCUCCUUAUGCAAAGCGCGCAGCGGAGCGGCGAGCGGGGGACGCCGCGCACCGGGCUGGGCUCCUCCGGCUUCGCCGCCGCCGCCGCCACCGCAGCCCGCGGAGGACCUUCCCGAGCCUGAAGCCGCCGGCUCGGCGCGCACGGAGGCGAGCAGGCGAGGAGGGGCCGGGGCGAGCGAGCGAGCACAUUGGCGUGAGCAGGGGGGAGGGAGGGCGGGCGCGGGGGGCGCGGGCAGGGCGGGGGGGUGUGUGCGCGCUCGGAGGUUUCGGGCCAGCCACCGCCGCGCGAGCUAGAAGCGCCCCAGCCCGGCAAGCUGGCUCACCCGCUGGCCACCCAGCACAGCCCGCUGGCCCCUCUCCUGCAGCCCAUCUGGCGGAGCGGCGGCGGCGGCGGCGGCGGCAGGAGAAUGGCAUCAGAACUGGCAAUGAGCAACUCCGACCUGCCCACCAGUCCCCUGGCCAUGGAAUAUGUUAAUGACUUCGAUCUGAUGAAGUUUGAAGUGAAAAAGGAACCGGUGGAGACCGACCGCAUCAUCAGCCAGUGCGGCCGUCUCAUCGCCGGGGGCUCGCUGUCCUCCACCCCCAUGAGCACGCCGUGCAGCUCGGUGCCCCCUUCCCCCAGCUUCUCGGCGCCCAGCCCGGGCUCGGGCAGCGAGCAGAAGGCGCACCUGGAAGACUACUACUGGAUGACCGGCUACCCGCAGCAGCUGAACCCCGAGGCGCUGGGCUUCAGCCCGGAGGACGCGGUCGAGGCGCUCAUCAGCAACAGCCACCAGCUCCAGGGCGGCUUCGAUGGCUACGCGCGCGGGGCGCAGCAGCUGGCCUCGGCGGCCGGAGCCGGCGCCGGCGCCUCCCUGGGCGGCAGCGGAGAGGAGAUGGGCCCCGCCGCCGCCGUGGUGUCCGCCGUGAUCGCCGCGGCCGCGGCGCAGAGCGGCGCGGGCCCGCACUACCACCACCACCACCACCACCACGCCGCCGGCCACCACCACCACCCGACGGCCGGCGCGCCCGGAGCCGCGGGCAGCGCGUCCGCCUCGGCCGGUGGCGCGGGCGGCGCGGGCGGCGGUGGCCCGGCCAGCGCCGGGGGCGGCGGCGGCGGCGGCGGCGGCGGAGGCGGCGGGGGCGCGGCGGGGGCGGGGGGCGCCCUGCACCCGCACCACGCCGCCGGCGGCCUGCACUUCGACGACCGCUUCUCCGACGAGCAGCUGGUGACCAUGUCGGUGCGCGAGCUGAACCGGCAGCUGCGCGGGGUCAGCAAGGAGGAGGUGAUCCGGCUGAAGCAGAAGAGGCGGACCCUGAAAAACCGCGGCUAUGCCCAGUCCUGCCGCUUCAAGAGGGUGCAGCAGAGACACGUCCUGGAGUCCGAGAAGAACCAGCUGCUGCAGCAGGUCGACCACCUCAAGCAGGAGAUCUCCAGGCUGGUGCGCGAGAGGGACGCGUACAAGGAGAAAUACGAGAAGUUGGUCAGCAGCGGCUUCCGAGAAAACGGCUCCAGCAGCGACAACCCGUCCUCUCCCGAGUUUUUCAUGUACCCAAGGGAAUCCUCUGCAUCAGUGAUGUGAAAAAUCCUGUUGCCUGAAGUCCAAGAGAUGUUCCUGACAUUGGCUAAGACCCAUCUGGAUGCAACCAAGCCUCACUGAGCUGCCUCGGGGCAGGGCAGAUGGGAUGCAUACAUAGGGGAGAGGCCCUUUGUAGCUUUCCUGUCACCCAAGGGAGAAGCUGAUGGAACUUGUAUAAACAGCACUUCCUGGGUGCCAAGUACCUGUCCAUUUUUUUUUUUCUAGUCUUACAAUUAGCCGAGUGGAUGUGUUUUAUCCUGACUGUACCAGUGCCGAUAUGAAUUCAAACAAAUGUAGGGAAGGCUUUAUUAUUUUAUGAACUGGGGUAAAAACAAAAAGCAUAGCGAAAGUACUAGGAAAUCUUGUUUCUACUUUGUACAACUUGUCCUACGUGUUGCCCACCAUCAUUCAGAAAUAAAAUGCAAGCAUGACUUCCCAAUGCCCAGUGUCGGUGGAUGUGGGUGCCUUAGCACAGCUAUUUAAUUCAAACAUAAACUUCAAGACAUCGUAACUGUGUUUCCCUUGCAGAGUCCACCAAAAUAUUUUAACAGAAAUAGUGAAUCAGGGGUCCUCAUGCAAAGGAUAUGUGAAAACACAAGACUGUAAGGUUUGAUUUCUUGGUGCCUCCAUUUGAAAAGCCCAGGUGAGAAGAGCGGCUGGUCUUGAUCCUGUCUUCACUGCAGCCCCCUUGGGGCUUCUAAAUACUCAGAUUUUAGAGUAAAGCCCCCGUCCCCCAAGACAGCAAGGAGUAGAAUGCUGUCUUGCAUGCAGAUUUGGAGCGUGGACCAGUCCAUCACAAGUUCCAUGAGUAUGUCUUAAGCAAACCACAUCAGUGUGUUUUUGACACUGAGAAAAUAAGGGGAAAUAAUUCCGUUUAAAGUGUUUUAUUACUCGGACUUACCUUACCUAAUGGUUUGUUGUUGUUUCUUGUUUAUUUAGAUUAUGCUCCCAUCUAACCACCACGACACCCUCUUGCCAUAGAAGGCUGCCUAAUGUUUUUCUUUCUGUGGGCACUGGCUCACUAGUGAGCUGAUUCAAUCAAUUAAGUAUAGCAGAGAAGGUACAGAGUAACUGGCCUAAGGAUGCCACAUGAACUCAUAUUAUUUGCAGUCAACUCUAAGAUACUAUUGAAGGAGCUGACUUAAAGAAACAUUACGCAUUUGGGGGGAAAAUAAAGGAAGAAGGAAUUUUUGCAAAUGUGUAGCCCUCAUUACUUAAAACACAAUGAUGCUUCUGGAAAGAGCUUUCCUUCUGAAAGCACACAUUCAGUCACCUGCCAAAAUCUCAGAUUGACUGUGGCCGCUCACGGAUGCCAAUGCUGAAACUCUUUUCACCUGCCACUUGCUGAGUCUUUCAUUUCCUCAAUCCAAAAAUUACUGUAAAGUUGUCGUUUAGUGUCUGCAUUUUUUGUUUGUCCUGGCGUCUAAUGAAAUUAUCAGCAAUAAAUGAGCUAAGCCGAA